UGAGAAGCUUAUCCAUCCAUUCUAUUUCGACCACGUACCACUGGGAAGCCUUCCCACAUUUGAGGCAACAAAAGGGAUAAGGAUUUUGCCGGAUUUUUUAAUCCAAUCUUUUCCUGGUUCAGAAAUCUCAAAAAUACCAACUACUAGUUUUGUGCCAGUAAUCAAAAUUAUUCCAAUUUUGGUUUGGAUACAGUCUUAACAAACAGUAGCUUUUCCUGGAUAAUAAGUAAGGAGAGAUGGUUGUUGCAAUGGGAAGUAGGGGAACCCUUCUACCUACCUCUUCUUCAUCCUUAUUCUCUACCUUCAGUAAUAAGAACAUAUACAGAAACCCAUCUCCUUUUGUUACCUCUCCUGCAAGAUCUUCAACAAGAUUUGCCCGAACCUGCGUCAGUGCCCAAGAACGCCCAACCUGGCUUCCUGGACUCGACCCACCUGCUUACCUCAACGGAACUCUUGCUGGAGAUUAUGGUUUUGACCCACUCGGACUUGGAGAGGAUCCAGAAAGUUUGAAGUGGUAUGUACAGGCAGAACUUGUACAUGCUCGCUUCGCCAUGGCUGGUGUAGCCGGAAUUCUACUCACCGAUUUACUUCGUGUUACAAGGCUCGUCAACCUUCCAAUCUGGUAUGAAGCAGGAGCCGUAAAGUUUGAGUUUGCCAGUACAACGACCCUCAUAAUUGUUCAGUUUCUUCUGAUGGGGUUCGUCGAAACCAAAAGGUAUAUGGAUUUUGUUAGUCCUGGAUCCCAAGCACAGUAUGGAACCUUCUUCGGCAUUGAAGCAGCCUUAGAAGGAUCCGAAAACGGCUACCCUGGUGGUCCAUUAUUCAACCCUCUUGGUCUGGCUAGAGACGCAGAAAGUGCCCGAGUCUGGAAACUCAAAGAGAUUAAGAACGGACGUCUAGCAAUGAUGGCAAUGCUUGGCAUUUUUGUCCAAGCGAAUGUGACUCAUGCAGGUCCGAUUGACAACCUCGUCAAACACCUCUCUAAUCCUUUGCACGCAACUAUUAUUCAGACUCUUGCUGGCUCUGGUUCUUGAGUGCCUUGCUAUAAAAAUUCGGCAACACAGUAUCGAGACUCCAUGGAGUAGGAGGACCUGGAAGAGCUCAUUAUAGGCAGAACAAGCAGCCAAAGAUGAUGGUUCCCACUAUAGGUCUGCGCUCUACUGAGUGAAAGACGGUCGUGUGUCAGUAACGAUUCUUUUAUUGUAAUUAUUUCUUUACCUGUGAUAUUCUCUUGACAAGAAUGCACAAGGUAGUGGUAACAGAUAUAAUACAUCUCUCGGAAUUAGAUUUCGUUUUUGCAAUAUAAUCAACUUUGUUACAAUGAAUCAUCUACAUCAUGUAUCAAUAUUAUUUA
Papaver somniferum (opium poppy) is the source of this 1354-nucleotide messenger RNA. RefSeq names its product photosystem I chlorophyll a/b-binding protein 5, chloroplastic-like. Bases 237 to 1034 code for a protein of 265 amino acids. Gene Ontology annotation, cellular component: membrane. The transcript has 6 exons. Lineage: Eukaryota; Viridiplantae; Streptophyta; Magnoliopsida; Ranunculales; Papaveraceae. Gene Ontology annotation, biological process: response to light stimulus; photosynthesis, light harvesting in photosystem I. The record is from RefSeq and is a predicted model, not a curated record.